GCUGAAGUUGACCGUACUCCUUUCCCGUAUCUAUGCAGGGGUUCGUCGGCUUGGCAGUUGUCGGUCAGCUCAGACAGGACAAACUUCGCAUCUGCGCCAAUCGUUAUGGGUAUCCAGGCCCUAGGCCUAGGAAAUAAGCGUCUCCACGCCCUAAAUUACAGUAUUUCAUCGGCUGAGGAGUAAUAGAGUGCCCGUAAUAGUCAGCGAACGCUCCACAAACAUGGAGACGGAAUCUCCGAUGCAGGAAACCGUCUACGGAACGACGAACGAAGAGACGCACGAUGUGAUGUCCGAAAAAGUGCAGACGUUGGCUGGUAAUAUAUACCAGGAGUUCCAGCGCAUGAUCGAGAAGUAUGACGAGGAUGUGGUCAAAGAUCUUAUGCCACUCGUGGUGAACGUUCUCGAGAGCUUGGACUUGGCUUGCAUGGAGAACCAAGAGCAUGAAGUGGAACUUGAGCUGCUCCGAGAGGAUAACGAACAGUUGGUGACACAGUACGAGCGCGAGAAACAGCUGAGAAAAGCCGCCGAACAGAAACUCCUGGAAGUGGAAUACACUGUAGAUGACGAUCGUCGGGACCUUGAAGGGAAGGUUGAGGGGCUGGAGUCUGCUGUUCGCAUACUGGAGCUCAAGUCAAAAAAUUCUUCAGAUCAUGCUUCAAGAUUAGAAGAGAAAGAGUCUGAAAUGAAAAAGGAGUAUGCUAAACUACAUGAAAGGUAUACUGAAUUAUUCAAGACACACAUGGAUUAUAUUGAGAGAACAAAAAUAUUGUUUGGCUCUGACAGAAUGGAGAUGGCAGGUGUAAAAGGAAGCAAGACUGGGAUGCACUUUGCCCUCAGCAAAUCUCCUGGUGGCCCCGCUUCCUUGGGUCUUUCAGGUGAAACCACUCCAGCUAAGACAAUCCCAACGUCCCCUGACUACCCAGACCUCAUCUCGCCUACAAAAAGCAACGAUUCCAAUGCCAGCCUCAAAAGCGAAAUACAGGAGGUACGUGUUGGUACCGUUCCUCCUGCUCCACAGACAGCAGCUGCCGAAAACGUGCCUCCUAAGGUUGGCCAGGUGCAAAAAAGUGGUUGGGUGGAUGGGUUCAGCACAGACAUGUCAAUGUCGGAAACAACAUCACUCACUCCUGAAGUGGAAGACAUCGAAGACAUUACGCAUGACGAUGAAGUCGGCGUCGACAAAACGACAGUGCGCAGAGAGCAGCGCAGGCCAAAUACGCUUUACCAAGAGCUCAGCUUUCAUGAUGAAAACAUGGCUGAGGGCGAAGAAGGCUCAGAUGUUACAGGAAACUAUGUUCAUCCGGGAGAGUAUGCAUCAUCAGACAGUGACGCAGAAAGUGAGCCAGAUAAUCAUGGUGGCAAAAAUGUUACUGACAACAUAUUCGGCAUGGGAAAGGAGGUUGAAAACAUCAUCAUGGAGAACAUUGAGCUCCUUGCCACAAAGAAUGCGCUAAACAUUGUUAAAGACGACCUAAUCGCCAGGGUUGACCUUCUCACCAGUGAAAAAGAGAUCCUUCAGAGUGAAGUGAAAGCACUGGAGCAUGCACGCGAUUCUCAGAAGCAGAAGAUUCAUGAACUGGAAGACGAACUCAGAAAGAUCAGAGAGGAACUUGAAAAAAUGAAGGCUGCCAAGUCUGAUGAUGAGCAGGAGGAUGUUCCUAUGGCUCAGCGCAAGCGUUUCACCCGAGUGGAGAUGGCUCGUGUGCUCAUGGAGAGGAACCAGUACAAGGAGCGCUACAUGGAGCUGCAGGAGGCCAUUCGAUGGACAGGCAUGAUCAAGGCUUCACGCACAGACCCCACUGCAGACCCAAAGAAGAACCGAUCCUCCAUUUGGAAGAUCUUUAGCAACCUGUUCAGUGCUACUGACAAGCCACAGCAGAAGCCAGUGUCAACCGUGAAUGUCCGCUACAAUGCUCCUUCAACGAGGCUAAGCCCCGCACUAGAGUCGAUGCGGAAGAAGAGGCUAGGGGAAAAGCACCGAGGCUUUGACUUCUUGGACAGCGACCUGGCAUCAGAAAGGUUGCAAGCGCAGCGUGCUCGUGAACGGAGGGAGCAGUACAAGCAAGUGCGGGCACAUGUGCGUAAGGAGGACGGUCGAGUUCAGGCCUAUGGCUGGAGCCUGCCGACCAAGACGACGCCUGUGAAACUGGACCUGCCCCAGCCUCCACUGAGUGCAUCAACACAUCGAACUGGAGGCGCACCAUCCCACGUGCCAGUGCCAGUGCCCGUAUUUUGCCGUCCGCUCCAGGAGACCAACUCCCCCAUGAAGGUCUGGUGUGCAGCUGGUGUAAACCUGACGGGUGGGCGGACACGUGAUGGGGGCACCAUUGUUGGGGCCAGCAUUUUCUACAAGGAGCAGAAAGCAGAUGCACCAUCACCAGCUGAUGACAUCGACAGGCUAGAACUUGAACUCAGGCAGCAGGAGCAGGAACGGAGAGAGCAAGAAGAGAUGGCUCAGCGGCUUUCCUCGCUUGUCUGGAUUUGUGCAUCUACUCGGGAGAACAGCGAGGUGUAUGUCGUCGAUGCUAACAACCCAGCAGACAUCCUGGACACAUUUCAUGUUUGCCCCUCCCACCUGCUCUGCAUAGCUUCGGUUCCAGGUGCAAAAGAGACAGACUACCCUGUAGACGAAGAAUUUAACAAGCUGGGCUUGGAUGAAAUGAUUGACGCAAGCCAGCAAGAGCCUUCACCCAGCUCAAAGACACCCGAGCUCCAAAGUGGGGCUAAGGACCAGGAUGGGAAUCCUAAAGUUGGAAAGCUUGUCUUUGUCAAAAGUGCUCCUGCUCCCGUUAGCAGGCCGUCGUCACCACCUAAAGAAAAAGGGGAAGGAGGUGCUGGAGCAGUUGCAGAGGCAGUUGACGCACUGGAAGAAAUGGAAAGGGUCAAAGCUGCUGGUGCUGGCCAGGAGCUGGCUGCCUUAGGGGGAAGCAGCCAUGGUGGAAAAGAACGAAUGGGUGGGCCCCGGCGACCCUGGGUGCUGUUGAAGGAGGGUGCCCCGCCUGACAUUGUCAAGGAUGGCAUCUCCGAACUGCCCACUGACAACCACCUAGCAUAUGAUCAGCUGGAGAAAAUGUCCAGCGUUCUGCCCACAAUGUGGCUGGGGUCACAAAAUGGAAUAAUCUACGUGCAUUCAUCCGUGGCACAGUGGAGGGUAUGCAUAGACUCUGUUAAACUUGCUGACUCGGUGCUAAGCAUUGUCCAUGUCAAGGGUCGUGUGUUUGCAGCCUUGGCUGACGGCACUGUUGCAAUAUUCCAUAGAAAGCAAGAUGGCCAGUGGGACCUGAGGAACUACCACCUACUUGACCUUGGGAAGCCACACCACUCGAUUCGGUGUACGACAGUUGCCCAUACAAAGGUUUGGUGCGGCUAUAGGAAUCGGAUACAUGUGGUACACCCCAAGACACUCACUGUGGAGCAUUCCUUUGAUGCUCACCCAAGGAAGGAAAGCCAAAUUAGACAAAUGGCCUGGGUUGGAGAUGGAGUUUGGGUGACAAUACGACUGGACAGCACCCUGCGGCUAUACAAUGUUCACACAUACCAGCACCUGCAGGACAUUGACAUUGAGCCCUAUGUUUCCAAGAUGCUGGGCACGGGCAAGCUUGGAUUCUCGUUUGUGCGCAUCACGGCUUUGCUGAUUUCCUGCAACCGACUCUGGAUGGGCACCGGCAAUGGCGUCAUCAUCUCUGUUCCACUUUCGGAAGCAGGGAACAAGCAGACAUCUGCCUCAACCACGCCGUCUGCAAGUGGAGUGCGGAUGCCUGGUGCUGUCGUUCGGGUAUACAGUGACAGUCGAGAAAACAUCACAACGGGAAGCUUUGUGCCCUACUGCUCUAUGGCGCAAGCACAGCUGUCAUUUCAUGGACACCGGGACUCGGUCAAGUUUUUUGUGGCUGUUCCUGGUACUGGCGGUAUGACUUCCUCAGACAAAGAAGGAGCCUCAGAAGAAAAGACUGGAGACAUAGCACUGGGCUCUGAAGAUGCAUCUCCCAAGUGCAUGCUUGUCUUGUCUGGCGGCGAAGGCUACAUUGACUUCAGAGUUGGAGACGGUGAAGACGAAGAUUCAAGUGGCGACCGUAUUUCGGCAGCUAUUGGAACACCUGUUGAGAAGAAACUGCACCAAGGCAUAGCCAAGAGUGAACGAAGUCACCUCAUCGUCUGGGAGGUGGCGCUGAAUGAGUGAUUGUUGAAGUUAGUAACGCUACUGGACUGCUUGCCAUUUCAGGCCACCGAGGGGCAUCGUAAUGUCCCAUUGAUUUUGUUUUCCACAUGAAGUUGGAACUUGUUUACCGAAUUGAUUCCCCGUGACUGACUGGCUCUGCCUGAAAUUGUGAGUGCUGAGGGCACUGUUACUUCCGGGCUCUUUGCCAGUCCUUGUUUUUGAAAGGGUGAUAUUCAUAGAAUAUGUGUAAAGUAUCUUUUAAAGGGACAUCAGAAUUGUAUUUUUUUUUUCAGUGCCCUUCCUUGUUUUUAGCCCUCGUGACGAUGGCAAUAUCUCCUGACGCAUUUAGUUUGUUGGCCAUGAUUUCGUGCAAGUUUGAACUGCACUGUCUUUGGAAAACGGACUGUACAGUUAUGAAAUUUUUAGCUCUUUUUGUGCUGUUGUUCGAGGCGUGAAGUUUCUGAUGGCUGCUCAGGUAAGCAGGUAGGAUGGUGUGAAUACAAUGGCACUUGAGUACGUGCCGCUUUCUUCAAGUGAUACAUAAGUGCAUUUAAGCACUUUGCAGUGGGCGAGCGAAUGACUUGCGAGCUUUCUGAUGCAUUGUACAUCUGUUGCAGUGCUAUGGCAAAAAAAAAAAAAAAAAAAAGCUGAGCUAAGUAUAAAUGGUUCUGCCUGUUGUGCCACAUUGGCUUAUACAUACUAUAAAUACAUAGCUGUCGCAUACCUCAUUCAGAGAUAUACAAACAUAAUAUAUAUGUAUAUGCUUACAGUUUAUGCAUUCACAGAUGUUUUAUGUAGACCACCCUGCUUUUGAUGUGUCGUCUUCUCUUUUGUAAACUUAAGUUUCGUGGCUGCAUGUAAAGCACUCUAUAUUUAUACCUGCAGCAUCUGUGCACACGAUGCACGUGUACAAUAGCUACCGAUGGCUUGUUCCUGUGACUGAGAUGGCCUCUGCUGUGAGCCAGUGUUACAAGGGCUACUCAGAUUUGCAUUAUGAGCCUUAUGUAUAAUUUGAAGCAAGCCGCCUCUUGUAAAUUUCUCCAGAUAAGCUUACUCCAUGCUUAACUAAGGAACAGCUUGCACGUCGGAACCGUUUACUUUUUAUCCUGUAUGUGGCAUUACUACAUUUUUUGCUCAUUCUUACAAUGUUGCUAGCAUUUCUACAAAAUGUAGUGCAAGCACGUUGAAUUACUAGCGACAUAGCAUGAAAGGUGAAAAUGAUGUUAUCUGAUUCUUUUUACAGACAUUUGGCCAGGAUGCAUUUUUUGUCAAAAGUGCUAAUAGAAAUUUAGUUUCCUCUGUGCAGUUGCUACUGUGUUGGUGACGUGUCGUGCUAAUACCUUGCUUUGCACUACCAAGUGGCGUCAUCUUGUAAGUGGUUCCUGUUGGGGCACAAAUAGCCACAACACAGUAUAGAAUGUGGAUUGUGUGUAAGGCACAAUCAAAUUCUAAUGUUUCUUUGCUCAUGUUUUAUAAUUGAGUGGAUGAACAAUGCUACCAGUUUAUAAAAGAGGGAAGCACAUGAGGGUGUAGAAUCACAGGCAUUCUGAAUUUAAAUUUUUUAUGCCUGAAUAAAGUAUAUGAAGCCAAGCCA
This is a messenger RNA of Dermacentor andersoni, 5753 nucleotides long. RefSeq names its product JNK-interacting protein syd (gene syd). The record is from RefSeq and is a predicted model, not a curated record. Gene Ontology annotation, cellular component: cytoplasm. Gene Ontology annotation, molecular function: JUN kinase binding; MAP kinase scaffold activity; kinesin binding. Gene Ontology annotation, biological process: vesicle-mediated transport. Lineage: Eukaryota; Metazoa; Arthropoda; Arachnida; Ixodida; Ixodidae.